AUGACGGAUGACUGGAGCAACGGUAUGCACUUAGCUGGCUCUGACUAUACUCGUGGAGUCCAUUUCUGGCAACUGAACAAUACAAUCUCAAAGCCUAUCUUAAAGCAACCCUUGGUUCACCACCAACUCAAUCAAGAUGACUCCCUGCUCCUGCAACUCCUGCGCCUGCUCCAGCGACUGCAACGGCUGCUCCUGCUCCUCUUGCGGUCACUAAAUGGCACAAUAAGCCCACCGGCUCUCAUCUUCGAGACGACAGACAAUUAUCAUGCAGCUCCUGCAGGAUGUCCUGACACGAUGCCACAAGUACGCUAUCGUUGA
Aspergillus lentulus is the source of this 318-nucleotide messenger RNA. The record is from RefSeq and is a predicted model, not a curated record. Lineage: Eukaryota; Fungi; Ascomycota; Eurotiomycetes; Eurotiales; Aspergillaceae.